GCUAGGACGGCUAAGCAACCUCCAAGCCCUCAAGUCAGCGGCGGGAUGACAUAACACCCUGCUGUCAAAGCCCUUCCACAACAUAUGCAACCCCCGAACAAACACUCUCUAUCCACCGUCUCACAACCCUAACCACCCCUUUUCCACUGCAUUCCCCACCACCAUGUCCGCCCGCCUCGUCAUACCCCGACCCGGCUCCAACCCGCCGCCGCCCAAACCCCCCAUCCCCGGUGCAUCCGAGCAAGCCUUCACCGACACCUUCGGAGCCCUCCUCCGACCCGCCCAAUACCUCACCACCCCGGCCGGAAAAGCAGCAUACUACCACCUCCCUCCCUCCGACCCGCACCCCUCACACCCCUCCUCACACCCCUCCUCACACCCCUCCCACGUCCUCCUCCUCCACGGCGUCCAAACCCCCGCCCUCGGCCUCCUGCCCCUCACCACCGCCCUCCGCAAAACCCACCCGCACACCCACUUCCUCCUCCUCGACCUCUGGGGCCACGCCCUCUCCGACACUCCGCUCCUCCCACACACCCCCGCCCUCUUCACCGCCCUCAUCCACGCCCUCCUCACACACCUCUCCUGGGACCAUGUGCACCUCAUCGGCUUCUCCUUCGGCGCCGUCCUAGCCGCCGAAUACAUCGCCUCUACUCGCCCCGCUAGCGUGCACAGCUGCGUCCUCGUUGCCCCUGCCGGACUCCUCCGUAGCGCUUCCUUCGGCCCCGAGGCACGCGCUUUACUCGGCGCCGAAUGCGCCGACGAAGACGCGGCGCGGGACUGGGUGCUCGGGUUCCUCGAGGGCGGGCCCCUGGUUGUGCCGUCGGACUGGCGCGAGCGUGUUGCGCGCGGCGAGGUCGUGGCGGAAAAGGUGCGCGAGUGGCAGAUGGUGCAGCACGCCGGGCAUGGCGCCAGUGUUGUAGCCUGUUUCCGGGAUGGGCGCGCGUUUGAUAACGGGCGGGUGUUUGAGGAGCUUGGGAGGUCUGGGGUGCCGGUGUUUGCGGUGUUGGGCGGGGAUGAUCCGGUUUGUGGGAGGGCGGAGCUGAGGGCGGUGGGGAUUGAGGGUGGGGAUCUUGUGGUUGUUGUUGAGGGGGCUGGGCAUGGGGUUGUUAGGGAGAGGGCGGAUGAGGUUGCGGGUGCGAUUGGGCGGUUUUGGGGACGGCUUGCGUAGGGUUUACUCUCCUGGCCUGCUUUAUGGAAAGGCGGCACGUGCGCGCGGCCAUGUCUGGCGCGGACCGCGUCCCCUGGUGGCGCCGCUUCCAGGGUCCAGAAUGCUCUGCAGCGCCAUCAUACUGCACCUUGCAGCACUUCAUGCGUAUCGAAAUAGCACCCGGAAUGCGAAUAUCAAACAGUCGCCCUGCCGUCAUUGGCCCGUCCUGCCGUACGAGGCUGUCUUUGACGG
This is a messenger RNA of Pseudovirgaria hyperparasitica, 1399 nucleotides long. RefSeq names its product alpha/beta-hydrolase. NCBI's taxonomy places the organism in Eukaryota, Fungi, Ascomycota, Dothideomycetes, Acrospermales, Acrospermaceae. The record is from RefSeq and is a predicted model, not a curated record. Bases 164 to 1168 code for a protein of 334 amino acids. The transcript has 2 exons.